AUGAAUGUUCCUCUCUCCCAUUUUGCCUUCGCUCUGCAGUUGAUUUGCGCCGCUGUGGUUGCCGUCUCUGCCGCUGUAGUCACUGGAUCCGUUGGAUACGUCUCCUUGGAGGACCAACUUCUGGAAGAAGGUACUAUCAGUGGUUCAGGACGCAGUACUUGCAGGCUUUACUGUCGGGUUGGCAUUGGUUUCCAUCUCCAGAUCCACACUGACGGAAGAGUCAACGGCAGUCAUGAACCUAAUCAGUUGAGUAAGUUAUUAAACCAUUCUGCUAUGGCCAGGCCUCUCAAGUGGAAUUAUGUUAAUAAAGUGCGAGUGGAUAGAGAGAAGGUAAUGCUGAAAUGGAAGACUAUUGCUAACUGAUUCAAUUGAUGUGUUUCCAACAUGUAUUGCAUUAAGUUGCCUAUGAACUAUAAUGUGUAUUACUAUGUAUCCUGAAAAAGGUGUUCAUUCAUAUUUUGAUUAGCCACUUCAACCUUAAUUGUAGUAUAUUUAAGCAAUAAUGCAGGAGGAGGUGUGAUAUAUGGCCAAUAUACCAUGGCUAAGGGCUGUUCUUAUGCAGGACGCAACGCGGGUUGCCUGGAUACAGCCCUUAGCCGUGUUAUAUUGGCCAUAUACCACAAACCCCCAGAGGUGCCUUAUUGCUAUUAUAAACUGGUUACCAACGUAAUUAGAGCAGUAAAAAUAAAUGUUUUGUUAUACCUGUGGUAUACGGUCUGAUACACCACGGCUGUCAGCCAAUCAGCAUUCAGGGCUCGACCCACCCAGUUUUUAAUUACAUACUGUAUGUUUAACCAUUACAUGUUUUAGGAAUAACAAAUCACCACACAGCUGUGGAAGGAUUGUGUCAUGUCAAGCUUAAAAUAAAUAUGCUAAAUAAUACAUACAUAAUUUAUGAAUAGGGUUCAGAUUCGUAGCAUAUCUAGCUACCCCUGCCAUUCCUACACCUAUCCUUAGCCUCAGGUUACUGGUUUCCCUGAGAAGCUGUUGACUGGAGCACGGAACAUCCUGGUCUCUUCUGCUGCACCUGUUACACAGACAGACCUGGCCAAUGUCCCAAAGAGUCACAAACAAGCCAUUUCAGACCGAUGGCCAGAGCCUGUAUUCAUAAAGCGUCUCACAGAAGGAGGGCUGAUCUAGGAUCCGUUUGCCUUUCAGAUCACAAUUAAUGCAAUUAUAUGAACGGGGUGGACCUCAUCCUAGAUCAGCACUCCUUCUGCGAAACGCUUUGUGAAUACGGGCUCUGGCCAUCGGUCUGAAAUGGCUUGUUUGUGACUCUUUGGGACAUUGGCCAGGUCUGUCUGUGUAACAGGUGCAGCAGAAGAGACCAGGAUGUUUUGGAUUGGACAUCAGUAUGAUUGUCAUCACAACAACGGAAUGUGCAACAUGGUUGGAUGGUUGUCAUUGGCUCUGUGUAUUACGAAGUUGGGACAUGCUAGUUUCCAAAAUUCCUCCUUCUGUUUCCUCAGUCUAAAAGUGUUUUGGAUUCAUAAAAAACGAAAUUAAAUUAAAUAUUUUUUGUUAUUGCCAAAAAAUGUAGCUAGUCAAAUAAUCUUACUCUGGAUGAUUAUGUAAUUGAUGGAAAGAGUCUUGUAAUCUCAAAAUGCAAUUUUGUAUCCAGAUCUAAUAUUAAGAAGAAGAAGAAGAAGAAGAUCUUAUAGGCUAAGUAUUAUAUACUAUUUUGACAAGACACAUUUCAAAGUCGCCUAGAGUAAUUCUAGAGUACUACUUAUUUAAGAUCAAAACAGCAACUCUAUUAAUGCAGUAACAGGAAUCUGAAAAGUGUCUAUGUGUCUCCAGCCAACAGAUACAGUACAUAUAAAUCAGGAUUUGACCUUUGGGAGAUUCCACCACCCCAGAUAUCUACUAACUCUAAUUUACUUAGUAAGCAGUUUAAAGCUGACCAUGAACAUAUUGUAAUGCACUUUCUCUCUUUCAUUUCAUGAUCUGCUUUAGAAGACAUGUCAUAUUACAGUACAUGGAAACAUAGCCGUUCUUAAAGCUACAGUCUGCCAUCUGGGAAUCUGUUCAGUGGUCAUUUAAAGUCUUAAAUUCUGUCACGAUCAUCGUAAUGAGCGGACCAAGGCGCAGCGUGAUAUGCGUACUUCUUUUAAUGAGUACUUUACUAAUAUGACAAAAUAACAAAACGAUACGUGAAGUCCUCGGUCAUAAACACAAACCUACACGGAACAAGAUCCCACAAAAGACAAGUGCACAACAGGCUGCCUAAGUAUGGUUCCCAAUCAGAGACAACGAGCCACAGCUGUCUCUAAUUGGGAACCACCCCGGCCAACAUAGAAACACAUAAACUAGAACAAGAACAAAGAAAACGAAACAUAGAACCUAACACCCAGAAACUAACACAUAGAAACUAACACCCUGGCUCAACAUAUAAAAGUCCCCAGAGCCAGGGCGUGACAGUACCCCCCCCCCCCCCCCCCCCAAAGGCGCGGACUGCGACCGCGCCAACUAAACCCAACAGGGGAGGGGCCGGGUGGGCAUUCCGCCUCGGAGGCGGAUCCGGCUCCGGGCGUGACCACCACCCUCUAACUAACCCCCCGUAGCGCCCCUGGUCUGGUCCUGCUGGCUGGAGCUGGACUGGACAUCGGUGGAGCGGAUUGCUUAGGCUCCGGAGUGGAGCAGCUGACCGGUACCUGACCAGGCACCGGUGAAACAGGCACGGGCUGUGCCGGACUGACGACGCGCACCACAGGCUUGGCGCGGGGAGCAGGAAUGGGCCGGACCGGGCUGACGACGCGCACCACUGGCUUGGUGCGGGGAGCAGGAACGGGCCGGACCGGGCUGACGACGCGCACCACUGGCUUGGUGCGGGGAGCAGGAACGGGCCGGACCGGGCUGACGACGCGCACCACUGGCUUGGUGCGGGGAGCAGGAACAGGCCGGACCGGGCUGGCGACGCGCACCACUGGCUUGGUGCGGGGAGCAGGAACGGGCCGGACCGGGCUGACGACGCGCACCACUGGCUUGGUGCGGGGAGCAGGAACAGGCCGGACCGGGCUGGCGACGCACACCACUGGCUUGGUGCGGGGAGCAGGAACGGGCCGGACCGGCAUGACGACGCACACCACUGACUUGGUGCGGGGAGCAGGAACGGGCCGGACCGGGCUGACGACGCGCACCACUGGCUUGGUGCGGGGAGCAGGAACAGGCCGGGCCGGGCAGGCAACGCGCACCACAGGCUUGGUGCGAGGGGUAGGAACAGGCCGGGCCGGGCUGGCGACGCGCACCACAGACUUGGUGCGAGGGGCAGGAACAGGCCGGGCCGGGCUGGCGAUGCGCACCCCAGGCUUGGUGCGAGGGGCAGGAACAGGCCGGGCCGGGCUGGCGACGCGCACCCCAGGCUUGGUGCGAGGGGAAGGAACAGGCCGGGCCGGGCCGGGCUGGCGACGUGCACCACAGGCUUGGUGCGAGGGGCAGGAACAGGCCGGGCCGGGCUGGCGACGCGCACCACAGGCUUGGUGCAAGGGGCAGGAACAGGCCGGGCCGGGCUGGCGACACGCAUCACAGGCUUGGUGCGAGGGACAGGAACAGGCCGGACCGUACUGGGAACACACACCACUGGCCUUGUACGGGGAUCAGGAACGGGCCGGACCGGACUGGUAACACACUCCAGUACCUCUCGCCGUGCCUCUACACUCUCCUUCCCUCUAAUGACCAAUGGCCCCCGUAACCUGGUGGCCUUCUCUCCUAGUCCACAAUCUCGCCCUGUAGCUGCCUCCAGCAGCCCCGUCAUCCAUGCCAUGUGCCCCCCCAAAAAAAAAUUAUUGGGGUUGCCUCUCGCCUGUCCGACGACGGCCCGGUUGGUGCCGCUUCUCCUCUCCUGCCUGGGUCUCCCCCUUCAUCGCCCUCCGGUAACGGACGGCCUCCUCCUCCGUUAUCCUCCCCCAACCGAGGAGGACAUUUACCAAUGUUACCUCCGGCGUUUGCUCCUGGAAACGCUGCUUGGUCCUGUUUUGGUGGGAUCUUCUGUCACGAUCGUCGUAAUGAGUGGACCAAGGCGCAGCGUGAAAUGCGUACAUCUUUUAUUGAGUACUAUUAACAAUAACAAAACAAACAAAACGAAACAAAACGUGAAGUCCUCGGUCAUAAACACAAACCUACACGGAACAAGAUCCCACAAAAGACAAGUGCACAACAGGCUGCCUAAGUAUGGUUCCCAAUCAGAGACAACGAGCCACAGCUGUCUCUAAUUGGGAACCACCCCGGCCAACAUAGAAACACAUAAACUAGAACAAGAACAAAGAAAACGAAACAUAGAACCUAACACCCAGAAACUAACACAUAGAAACUAACACCCUGGCUCAACAUAUAAAAGUCCCCAGAGCCAGGGCGUGACAAAUUCUCUCCAAUAAAUAAUAUAACGUAUAAAUGCCUCAUGAGCUUAGCACAACUAUCUUACCCUAUCAUAACCCACAAUAUAAGGUUAAAUAUUUCUGGCCCCAUUCUUCAGCUCUACCAAAACAAGUGGCGGGUGAAUACCAGAACAGAGCGAAUGCCAGGAUGUAGCUUUAUGUGUCUACUGUUCUAACAGAGAGAUGGGGUGUCCGUGACUGACCACUUGACAAUCGAAUCUCAUAUUAUCAUAAUUAAUUGGAUUUCAUAUUGAUUUCACAAAGAAAUCAACUUUUUAGUUUUGUAAUGUGGUCUACCCCAUUAACAUCAAUGCAUGAUUAACAAGUUCUUGAGUUUGUCUCAAGUUUGAUACUGAAACAGGCAAGCAGGUGUUCUUAUUUCUGUUUGUCCAAGAAAAUACUCAGUAACAUAUACAAUGGUAAUACAUUGUUAUUACUAUAGUGUAAUUACUGUUACCAAACAGGUAUAAUAUCAACUUAAUGGAAAGUGUUACUGAGAUUUGAGUUAUGAUUAUUAAGAACAUUAGGUUGCUGGUUACAUCAGUGUAGUAACGUGGCUGUAGUUACCGAGGUAACGUCAGUGUAGUAACGUGGCUGUAGUUACCGAGGUAACAUCAGUGUAGUAACGUGGCUGUAGUUACUGAGGUAACGUCAGUGUAGUAACGUGGCUGUAGUUACCGAGGUAACGUCAGUGUAGUAACGUGGCUGUAGUUACUGAGGUAACAUCAGUGUAGUAACGUGGCUGUAGUUACUGAGGUAAGUCAGUGUAUACGUUGUAGUUACGAGGUAACAUGUAGCUGUGUUAAUUACUGAGGGUGUAGUAACGUGCGUGUUAUGAGGUAACGUCAGUGUAGUAACAUGGCUGUAAUUACUGAGGUAACGUCAGUGUAGUAACGUGGCUGUAGUUACUGAGGUAACAUCAGUGUAGUAACGUGGCUGUAGUUACCGAGGUAACGUCAGUGUAGUAAUGUGGCUGUAAUUACCGAGGUAACGUCAGUGUAGUAACGUGGCUGUAGUUACUGAGGUAACGUCAGUGUAGUAACGUGGCUGUAGAGUUGAGCAUUUUUUUGUUAUUACACAAGUUGAAUGAGUAACAGUCCCUAUAAAUAACUAGAUCAUAACUAAAAUCUAAAUCCUUUUAGAGGGACCAAGGUGUAAACUUUAUAUAUCAACGAAUUGGCGAGGGCACUGGAACAGUCUGCAGCACCCGGCCUCACCCUAAUAGAAUCUGAAGUCAAAUGUCUACUGUUUGCUGAUGAUCUGGUGCUACUGUCCCCAACCAAGGAGGGCCUACAGCAGCACCUAGAUCUUCUGCACAGAUUCUGUCAGACCUGGGCCCUGACAGUAAAUCUCAGGAAGACAAAAAUAAUGGUGUUACAAAAAAGGUCCAGUUGCCAGGACCACAAAUACAAAUUCCAUCUAGACACCGUUGCCCUAGAGCACACAAAACACUAUACAUACCUCGGCCUAAACAUCAGCGCCACAGGUAACUUCCACAAAGCUGUGAACGAUCUGAGAGACAAGGCAAGAAGGGCCUUUUACGCCAUCAAAAGGAACAUAAAAUUUGACUUACCAAUUAGGAGCUGGCUAAAAAUACUUGAAUCAGUUAUAGAACCCAUUGCCCUUUAUGGUUGUGAGGUCAGUGGUCCGCUCACCAACCAAGAAUUCACAAAAUGGGACAAACACCAAAUUGAGACUCUGCAUGCAGAAUUCUGCAAAAAUAUCCUCAGUGUACAAUGAAAAACACCAAAUAAUGCAUGCAGACAGAAUUAGGCCGACACCCGCUAAUGAUUAAAAUCCAGAAAAGAGCCGUUAAAUUCUAUAACCACUUAAAAGGAAGCGAUUCCCAAACCUUCCAUAACAAAGCCAUCACCUACAGAGAAAUGAACCUGGAGAAGAGUCCCCUAAGCAAGCUGGUCCUGGGUCUCUGUUCACAAACACAAACAGACCCCACAGAGCCCCAGGACAACAACAAAAACACAAUUAGACCCAACCAAAUCAUGAGAAAACAAAAAGAUAAGUACUUGACACAUUGGGAAAGAAUUAACAAAAAAACGGAGCAAACUAGAAUGCUAUUUGGCUCUAAACAGAGAGUACACAGUGGCAGAAUACCUGACCACUGUGACUGACCCAAACCUAAGGAAAGCUUUGACUAUGUACAGACUCAGUGAGCAUAGCCUUGUUAUUGAGAAAGGCCGCCGUAGGCAGACCUGGCUCUCAAGAGAAGACAGGCUAUGUGCACACUGCCCACAAAAUGAGUUGGAAACUGAGCUGCACUUCCUAACUUCCUGCCAAAUGUAUGACCAUAUUAGAGACACAUAUUUCCCUCAGAUUACAGAGAUCCACAAAGAAUUCGAAAACAAACCUAAUUUUGAUGAACUCCCUUAUCUACUGGGUGAAAAACCACAGUGUGCCAUCACAGCAGCAAGAUUUGUGACCUGUUGCCACAAGAAAAGGGCAACCAGUGAAGAACAAACACCAUUGUAAAUACAACCCAUAUUUAUGUUUAUUUAUUUUCCCAUUUGUACUUUAACUAUUUGCACAUUGUUACAACACUGUAUAUAUAUAUAUACAUAAUAUGACAUUUGAAAUGUCUUUAUUCUUUUGGAAUUUACUGUUAAUAUUUAUUGUUUAUUUCACUUUUGUUUACUAUAUACUUCACUUGCUUUGGCAAUGUAAACAUAUGUUUCCCAUGCCAAUAAAGCAAUUAAAUUAAAUUGAAUUGAAUUGAGAGGCAGAGAGAGAGAGAAACACACAGAGAGAGAGAGCUCAUCCCUCGGCAGUAGUAAUGUAGAUUACUUUAUCACUGAACUCAACCCAGAGUCUCUCAGAGCGUUCACAGUCAGCCCAUUAACACCCCUAUCAGAUCACAGCAGAAUCACAGUCUACCUGAACAGAGCAACGCUAAACCAUGAGGUAUUGAAGCUGAAUAAACUGCAUGAUAUUAAGAACUGCUAUAGCUGGAAGGAGGUAGUGUAGAAACCUACCAAAAAACAAUUAGGCAACAACAAUUUAAUUUCUCCUAGACAAAUUCCUGUUUCCCUGCAAUAGUGAAGGUUUAGAAUUAGCAGUACGAAGCCUGAACAAUAUAUUUGACCUAUCAGCUAACAUAUCAAAUCAAAAUAAUUCUAGCAGAAAACCUAACAAUGAGAAAUGGUUUGAUGAAGAAUGCAAAAACCCAAGAAAGACAUUGAGAAACCUGUCCAACCAAAAACACAGAGACCCAGAAAACGAGAACCUACGUCUUCACUAUGGUGAAACACUAAAACAGUACAGAAAUACACUAAGAAAAAAGAAGGAACAGCGUGUCAGAAAACAGCUCAAUGUGAUUGAAGAAUCCAUAGAAUCAAAUCACUUCUGGGAAAAUGUUUGUUACAGUAUUUUACUGUAUUGCCUUUUUUCUUACUUUAGUUAAUUUUUUACUUUAAAGAAAAUCUGGUUAAAGGCUUAUAAGUAUUUCACAGUAAGGUCUACACCUGUUGUAUUCGGUGCAUGUGACACAUACAAUUUGAUUUGAUUUGAAAUUGGAACACGAUAAACAAACAACACGAAGAGCUAUCAACAAUCAGCUAUUAAACAACACAAAGAGCUAUCAACAAUCAGCUAUUAAACAACACAAAGAGCUAUCAACAAUCAGCUAUUAAACAACACAAAGAGCUAUCAACAAUCAGCUAUUAAACAACACAAAGAGCUUUCAACAAUCAGCUAUUAAACAACACAAAGAGCUAUCAACAAUCAGCUAUUAAACAACACAAAGAGCUAUCAACAUGGAGAUGUAUGGAUUAACCACUUCUCCAACCUUUUCGGCCAUUUAACAAAGAACCAAGAGCAAACACAUAUGCAUGAUCAAUUGCAAAACUUAUAAUCAGCUAUUAAAGACUACCAGAACCCACUGGAUUCUCCAAUUAUAUUGGAUGAGCAGAAAAUAAAAAAUAAACUCCAACCCAAAAAAAGCCUGUGGUGUUGAUGGUGUUGAUGGUAUAACUAAAUUAAAUGAUAAAAUAUACAGACCACAAAUUCAAAUGUCUCUUCAACAUCAUCCUUAGCUCUUCUUCGCAUCUUCACCAAUAUUUGGAACCAAGGUUUGAUCACCCCAAUCCACAAAAGUGAAGACAUAUUUGUCCCCAAUAAUUACAGUGGACAGUAACCUCAGAAAAAUCCUCUGCUGUAUCAUCAAAAGAAGACUCCAACAUUUCCACAGUGAAAACAAUGUCCUGUGCAAAUGUCAAAUUUGCUUCUUAGAAAAAUACUGUACGACAGACCACGUAUAAACCCUCUUAUUGACAAACAAAUAAAACAACACAAAAGCAAAGUCUUCUCAUACGUUGUUAGCUUUUGACUCAAUUUGGCAUGAGGAUCUGCUAUACAAAUUGAUGGAAAGCGAUGUUGGGGGGGAAGUUAAAAUUGGCAAUAUAAACACAGAUUUCUUUCUUCAGGGCCGUGGGGUGAAACAGGGAUGUAGCUUAAGCCCCACCCUCUUCAACAUACACUGAGUGUACAAAACAUCAGGAACUCUUUCCAUGACAUAGACUGACCAGGUGAAAGCUAUGAUCCCUUAAUGAUGUCACUUGUUAAAUCCACUUCAAUCAGUGUAGAUGAAGGGGAGGAGACAGGUUACAGAAUGAUUUUUAAGCCUUGAGACAAUUGAGACAUGGAUUGUGUAUGUGUGCCAUUCAGAGGGUGAAUGGGCAAGACAAAAUAUUUAAGUGCCUUUGAAUGGUGUAUUGUAGUAGGUACCAUGCACACUAGUUUGAGUGUAAAGCUGCUGGGUUUUUCAUGGUCAACAAUUUCCUGUAUGUAUCAAGAAUGGUCCACCACCCAAAGGACAUCCAGCCAACUUGACACAACUGUGGGAAGCAUUGGAGACAAAAUGUCCAUGCCCUGACAAGGGCAAAAGGGGGUGCAACUCAAUAUUAGGAAGGUGUUCCUAAUGUUUUGUACACUCAGUGUAUAUAUCAAGGAAUUGGUGAGGGCACUAGAACAGUCUGCACCUUCAUGAUGUAAUGUUUACUGUACAUUUUUUAAAAUGUUUUUUUGUUGAUGAUGUUUUUUGUUUCUUCUCACAUUUGUUUAUUGUUUAUUUCACUUGCUUUGGCAAUGUAAACAUAUGUUCCCCAUGCCAAUAAAGCCCCUUGAAUUGAAUUGAGAACGAGAGAGAGAGCGAUAGAGGCAGAGAGAGAGUGAGAGAGAGAGAGAGAGAGAGAGAGAAAGAGAGAGAGAGAGAAAUAGAGAGAGAGAGACAGAGAGAGAGGCAGAGAGAGAGAGAGAGAGAGAGAGAGGCAGAGAGAGAGAGGCAGAGAGAGAGAGAGAGGCAGAGAGAGAGAGAGAGAGGGGGGGGGGGGGAGAGAGACAGAGAGAGACAGAGAGUGACAUAGAGAGACACAGAAAUAACGAAACAAAGAGAGGAACCCUAGAAAAUUCAAGAAAUAGCAUAUUGAUGUAUUGUUGUGAUGAUGAUUCUGUUUCUAUUCUCAGGUGUCCUUGAGCUCUUUGCGGUUUCUCAGGGGGUCAUCGGUAUCCGAGGAGUCUACAGCAACAGAUUUCUAGCCAUGAACAAGAGAGGAAGGCUGCAUGCCGUCGUAAGUAUCCCAAUAAGUACCCCAUUUAUUAUAUAGUGCACUACUUUUGCCCAGGGCCCAUAGGGUGCCAUUUAUGGUGUCAUUUUGCAGAAACUACAUUGUUUCUUUUCAUGAAAUGAAUUUGUCCUGAACACUGAAAGAGAUGAAAGCAAUAGUAAGACCCCAGAUCUGUUUGUGCUGUGUUGCCAAUGGGACCAGGCUAGAACCAGGCUAGAAAGUCAUGGCACAGACAACAAAUGUGAACCAUCUUGAGAAUUGCUGAUUUACUUUCCUUUUUUUUUUACUAUGAAUUGCUUCAAAUUACUUUAAAUCUGCACCCAGCAGUCAGUCAGCUAGCCAGCCAGCCAACCAGCCAGGCGGGCAGCCAGGCGGGCAGCUACACUGCUGUUUGUAAGCUGGACAGCCAAUCAUCUAGCUCUGCUGACAGUCAUCCGUAGGGAGCCUGGGCUUGGCCUGGCUGGGUAGAUAGAUACAAGCCUCUUCCUGUUAGCAUGUGUUAACGGGCAGUCCAGAUUAGUCCAAUCUGGGAAGGCCGAUAAUAUAUCUAGAGAGAGAAAGAGAGAGAAAGAUACAGCGACAGAGAGACAGACAGGCAGACAGAGCGAGCGAGCGAGUGAACAAGACAGAGAGGGAGAGAAAGAGUGAGUGAAUGAGACAGAAAGAGGGAAAAAGUGAGUGAACUGGACAGAGAGAGGGAAAAAGUGAGUGAACUGGACAGAGAGAGGGAAAGAGUGAGUGAACGAGACAGAGAGGGAGAGAAAGAGUGAGUGAACUAGACAGAGAGAGAGGGAAAGAGUGAGUGAACUGGACAGAGAGAGAGGGAAAGAGUGAGUGAACUGGACAGAGAGAGGGAAAGAGUGAGUGAACGAGACAGAGAGGGAGAGAAAGAGUGAGUGAACUAGACAGAGAGAGAGGGAAAGAGUGAGUGAACUGGACAGAGAGAGAGGGAAAGAGUGAGUGAACGAGACAGAGAGAGCGAGAGCGAGAGCGAGAGCGAGAGCGAGAGCGAGAGCGAGAGCGAGAGCGAGAAACAAAGGGAUAAAUGUGAAGAAGUCCUGUAAGCCGCUGCAGACACAGUGGACAAUUAGAGUUUGUCCAGCUGAAUAGGAUCCAUCAGUGGUGAAUUAGUCUGGAUUCUCCUCGCUCGCUGCGCACACACACACACACACACACACACACACACACACACACACACACACACACACCUGAGACGCCCAGCCCUGUGUGUGUGUGUGUGUGUGUGUGUGUGUGUGUGUGUGUGCAGCGAGCGAGGAGAAUCCAGACUAAUUCACCAGUGAUGGAUCCUUUUCAGCUGGACUAGCUCUAAUUGUCCACUGUGUCUGCAGCGGCUUAUAGGACUCUUCUUCACAACAGAAAGACUCUCUGUGGUUGGGGGGCUCGUCUGUCUGUGGUCGGGGGGCUCGUCUGUCUGUGGUCGGGGGGCUCGUCUGUCUGUGGUUGGGGGGCUCGUCUGUCUGUCGUCGGGGGGCUCGUCUGUCUGUGGUUGGGGGGCUCGUCUGUCUGUGGUCGGGGGGCUCGGGUUCCACACACUGUCUUUAUCCGUCUGUCAUAUUUAGUGGCAAUUGAUUGUCUGUAAUAAUGGGCAAGUAGACAGAUGUGUUUUAUCUACCAAGCCAGCGAUUACAAACAACAUCUCUUCUAAGGUCAAAGGGUCACCUGGAUUUAUUGAACAAACGUUGGGGGGAGGGAGGGAGGGAGGGAGAGCAUGAGAGAAAGAGAGAAUAAAAGGAACCAUACCAUACAGGUUAUUAGAUCUGGUGGGAGCUCUGCCGAACCAUACCAUACAGGUUAUUAGAUCUGGUGGGAGCUCUGCCGAACCAUACCAUACAGGUUAUUAGAUCUGGUGGGAGCUCUGCCUAACCAUACCAUACAGAUUAUUAGAUCUGUUGGGAGCUCUGCCGAACCAUACCAUACAGGUUAUUAGAUCUGGUGGGAGCUCUGCCGAACCAUACCAUACAGGUUAUUAGAUCUGGUGGGAGCUCUGCCGAACCAUACCAAACAGGUUAUUAGAUCUGGUGGGAGCUCUGCCGAACCAUACCAUACAGGUUAUUAGAUCUGGUGGGAGCUCUGCCGAACCAUACCAUACAGGUUAUUAGAUCUGGUGGGAGCUCUGCCGAACCAUACCAUACAGGUUAUUAGAUCUGGUGGGAGCUCUGCCGAACCAUACCAUACAGGUUAUUAGAUCUGGUGGGAGCUCUGCCGAACCUUACCAUACAGAUUAUUAGUUCUGGUGGGAGCUCUGCCUAUAAACAAAUGAACAACAAAAUACGGAAGAUCCAGUAUUAAGUAAAACAAAGAGAUGUUCUUGGUUGACACUCCCACAGUAGAAUAGGCCCGUAGUGCAGAUUUACAGUAGUGUACUUGAGGAACAGGCCCGUAGUGCAGAUUUACAGUGGUGGACUUGAGGAAUGGGCCUUGGCUAUCGCUAAGAGUUCUAGAGGAGUCGCGUCAAGGCCAACCAUAACCACCCAUAACCACCCAUAACCACCCAUAACCACCCAUAACAAGACAGAAAACUGGGAUGAUGUCUGAAUCCUGAAUAAUUUAUGUCUAUGUUAAACCGUCAGGAACAAAAACACUAUGCCUAAGGACUAACCCAAAACCAAAUAAUAUGGGUGCCACAAAGUAAAUCAUUCAAGUAAUAUCUAAAUCCUACUAGCUCCGGUGCUCACUCCCUCCGCUAGUCAAAGAACACACACAGACAAAACACACACACACAACACAAAACACACACACACACACAACACAACACACAACACACACGCACCAGUCAUUCUCCCACCAGCUACAAGCUACGACAGCAAUUCUUGGCCUCGUCUUCUUCAAUUACGCUCACCUCCACACUUCAACACACACUCAAGGUUUGGACAAGCUAAUCCGAUGCCCAGGUGUCAACGGGCCUGUCAAAUUCCCAGUGACGUGGUGUUGCUCCUUCUAUUCCUCUGCUUCUCAUCCGUCUGCUUCUCAUCCGUCUGCUUCUCAUCCGUCUGCUUCUCAUCCGUCUGCUUCUCAUCCGUCUGCUUCUCAUCCGUCUGCUUCUCAUCCGUCUGCUUCUCAUCCGUCUGCUUCUCAUCCGUCUGCUUCUCAUCCGUCUUCUUCUCAUCCGUCUGCUUCUCAUCCGUCUUCUUCUCAUCCGUCUGCUUCUCAUCCGUCUGCUUAUCAUCCGUCUGCUUCUCAUCCGUCUGUUUCUAUCCGCCUGCUUCUCAUCCGUCUGCUUCUCAUCCGUCCUGCUUCUAUCCGUCCGCUUCUCAUCCGUCCGCUUCUCAUCCGUCUGCUUCUAUCCGUCUGCUUCUAUCCGUCUGCUUCUAUCCGUCUGCUUCUCAUCCGUCUGCUUCUAUCCGUCUGCUUCUCAUCCGUCUGCUUCUCUCCGUGCUUGCUUCGUCGCUGGUUCUGUUAGCUUGGUAGCUAGCAGGCUGUGGCUGUUGUAGUAAUGUGUGGUGUCGGAGUGUGGAGCUGGAGCUGGUAGCAAGUGCAGGAGGAGUGAGAGAAAAAGGUGCGUCCAUCCCUCAUUGUAAAGGGACCCAAUCAGGUGAGCCCGUUCAGGUAGUCCGAGGCAACCUAACAUGAGUUGGGCUCACACACAAAAAGGGGCGGGUUAAUAGCAUGAGAUUGACACAUCAUAUACAAAUCACAGUAAUCCCCUUUUGCCACUUGUGAACAUUUCGUCAAUUCUUUGAUCAAUGCUUAAGUGAUAACUAAACAGACUAAAAGGCUCAGAUGAGUAUGUUCAGCCUCACACAGUACUGCACAAGUGUUGUAGGAUCAUGGGAGACGGCUGUUUUAAAGAGUGUAACCAAUCGUUCAGGCCGCUCGCAGGUUGGACAGCUGUCCAAGCAUUAUGAUUUUACACAAUAAAACCUCUAUCUGCUUCCAGUCAUUAAACUGAACUCAAACCAGAAACAGAGACAGGAUAGAAGGAUAGAACCAUGGAAUGCUUUAAACCAUAAACAGAGACAGGACAGAAAGAAGUCGACCAAAACAAUGUAAUUGCCAUGGAAACGCGUGGGGGAAAGUUCCCUAUUCUCCUUAACGCCCGCAUUUAGCCAAUGGUUUAUAUCUGUAUAUCACACUAUGUUGAGGUGUCACGUUCGUUGAAUGAUGGGUCAGACCAAGGCGCAGCGUGAUAUACGUACAUGUUUAUUUUAACUUUUAAACACACUACAAAACAACAAAGGAAAUGAAACGUGAAGUCCAAGGUAGAACACACACACAACAUACCUUACAAGGAACAAGAUCCCACAACACACUAGUGCCAAUAGGCUGCCUAACUAUGAUCCCCAAUCAGAGACAACGAGCUACAGCUGCCUCUGGUUGGGAACCACACCGGCCAACAUAGAACUAUACAUAAUAGAUCGAAACCUAGAAAACACACAACAACGAAUAUACACACCCUGACUCAACAUUUAAGCGUCCCCUGAGUCAGGGCGUGACAUGAGGUAAAAAUCGGAGUAUAAUGCUUGUAUGGAUGUCAACCCCAACACAUGUUCAUGUCAUCAUUACCAAUCAACAACAUUACAGUUAAAAAACGACUUUGACUACCACCACCGAUUUCUGUGUGCUAGCUAUGCUAACCAGCUUAUUUGAAUGGGAGUUAGCAUUUUGCAGUCACUUCUUCUAAAUCUGAAAACUUCUACAUGUCGGACUUAAGUAGCCACAUUGUGGACCUGUUCCAAUGCAUAAAUCAUGACAGAUUUGACAAAUAUACACUUUGUUCGAUCAGAUUUGUUAAAUGUGCGCCAAUCUGGUCAAUGGAACGUCUGCGUUUCAUUGACUCCUUUACCGCAUCUAUAGAAGGAUAGAACUAUGGAAUCCUUUUGGUGCUACUCAUAAUAUCUCAACAUUCUACAAGCACUAAAUAUUCUAAGAAUGUAAUAAUAUAUGGCAUUUAGUAGACACUUUUAUCCAAAGCUUUUUAAGCAUUUAGUAGACACUUUUAUCCAAAGCUUUUUAAGCAUUUAGUAGACACUUUUAUCCAAAGCUUUUUAAGCAUUUAGUAGACACUUUUAUCCAAAGCUUUUUAAGCAUUUAGUAGACACUUUUAUCCAAAGCUAUUUAAACAGUGAUUGCAUACAUUUUUUUGUGUGAAUGUGACCCCAGCGGAAUUAAAAUCUACAAACCUGGAAUCACAAGUGCCACACUCUUAACAACUGAGCCACACAGGACCAUUUUGAAAGAGGAAUUAAGUCCUUGUUGUAAGGCUUGUGGUACUGUGGAGCUACAUUAUCUGUCAACUAGCUGUGCACAACUGCUACAGUGUCGCCUUUCAGUGUGUUGGGAGAAUUUACUGUACUGUCAGGCUAAAACUGUUGAAGUCACCUACCCACAACCAUCGAGGGCUUUCCCAUACAAUUGUCUAAUUAUUACUCAAAACAACAAUACCCGGAGGAUGCUGGGGAAUAUAGAACAACUUAUAAAGUUGAUGGUCUUCAUCUGUUGUUAUGGUGGAUCAUCUUGUGAGUGACAUGUUUACAGAGUGGCUGUAAUGGCACCGUGUUCUGCAGUGUUGUUGUUUCAGAACCAACAGAACAGGGUAAGGGCUGUAAAAGGCAUUGUAGCAUACAUGUUCUACUGCACCUGUGGGCAUCCUGGGGUAGUACAUGUUGUAGUUUCCCACCAAAGGUAUUUUUAGGGUUAGUUAGGAAGCCACAAGACAGACAUCUUGUGUUGUGAAUUUUUUGGAUUUUAGUUGAGGAAUGGGUUUAGUCUCAAUCCUGAAUGAGCAAAGUCAUUCAUUCAGAUCACAUUUACUCGGGGCGGCAGGUGGCUCAGUGGUUAAGAGCGCUGUGCCAGUAACCGAAAGGUCGCUGGUUCUAAUCCCCGAGCCGACUAGGUGAAAAAUCUGUCGAUGUGCCCUUGAGCAACGCACUUAACCCUAAUUGCUCAUGUAAGUCGCUCUGGGUAAGAGCGUCUGCUAAAUGAUUAAAAUGUAAUGUAAUGCAUGUAUCAUGAUGAUUUUCUGGAAUCUUAGAAGUCGCUGUUCCUUUUUUAACAAAUAUCUUGUGUGUUCUGCAUGCACGUUGAGGAAUGGGUUGGGUCUCUAUACUGAAGGAGUGUAGUCAUUAAAUCAGUUUACAUGUUGGUUCUAUAAUGAGUAUUGGGGCAGUACAAAGAAGUCCCCCCCCCCCCCGUUGUGCCAAUACUCAUUAUAGAACCAAACAGGCUUCUUUGCUUGCUGAAUAGGUUUACAGAGAUAAUCAAGAAAGUUUCUAUGUCAGGUCAUUAAUGACACUUCUUUCUCUUCCUGCUCUGUAACAUUAUGUUGAGUAACAUACUUAACAGUACCAUUUUGCUCUCUGUAACAUCGUUUUAUUUUACGUUCUCGAGGAGCGGUUCACGGACGACUGUAGGUUCCGGGAGCGUUUCCAGGAGAACAGCUACAACACGUACGCCUCGGUGUUGCACCGGAACCACCGGACGGGACGGGACUGGUACGUGGCCCUGAACAAGAGAGGCAAAUCCAAGAUGGGCUCCAGCCCCAGGGUCAAAUCACAGCACGUUUCCACGCACUUCCUCCCCAGGCUCAAUGUGCACCACCUGCAGAGCGUUCGAGGCUUCGCCAUCACCAACAGGAGCAAAGAGAGGAGGAACAGCCUUCCACCACAACCGGCACUCGCCAAACCGCCCUCACAGCCAAAUGCAGGGACAAGGAAGAGGGUGCAGACUGUCAAGUACUGGCCCAAGUUUCGGUUUGGAUAG
Messenger RNA from Coregonus sp. 'balchen', 16669 nucleotides. The record is from the annotation of a GenBank genome assembly. Lineage: Eukaryota; Metazoa; Chordata; Actinopteri; Salmoniformes; Salmonidae.